AUGCAUUCCCGGAUACUACAGCUACCACUGCGGGCGCCUAUCCAAAGGCUUCCGAUUGCUGCCCAAUUACCUAUUCGACACGCAUCCACCGCCGCCCCCCAAUCCCCAUCCGGUCGUUCGCGAUGGACCCGCCGUCUAAUCUACGCCAGCAUAUUUGGAGUUCUGGGGAUCGCAGCUGGCGGGGCGCUAGAUAGCAAAAUUUCUGCGCCUCCUCCGCCGGGGUCACCGGAGGAUCGGAUAUACAUGAAAGAAAUUGAGGCCGUUUACGAAGGGGGUCUCCCGAUCGUGCAGGAGCUACGGCAGAACCCUGAUUGGGAGGAAUCGGGUGUAUACCAAGGCAUGCCAGAUGAAAGCAGAGCCCAUCGGUUAACUUCGAAGGCAUUGGCUGGAAGCAGAGGAAUAGCAUUACAGAGAGUCUUCUCAAAUGCCAAGGAGAAAAAGGUUGUUAGUGUGGUCUAUCUCGGAUCCGGUCUGGAAGGGUGGCCCACCAUGAUCCACGGCGGUGCUUUGGCCACUGUAAUCGAUGAGAAUAUGGGACGAGCAGCCAUUCGACACUUUCCCGAACGAACUGGAGUGACUGCCAAUAUGGAUCUCAACUACCGGGCUCCUGUUUACUCGGGUUUAUUUUACACCUUCCAUACGCGGUUGGACCAGGAACGGAGCACGGACCGCAAGGCUUACACCAUUUGUGAGGUACGCGAUCUGACAGGCAAAGUCUGUGUCGAGGCCACGGGUCUAUUCGUCGUACCCAAGAAGUUUAAGCUUGCGUCAAUUGGUGAGCGGUUCUAA
Molecule: messenger RNA, 789 nt
Organism: Penicillium longicatenatum
Lineage: Eukaryota; Fungi; Ascomycota; Eurotiomycetes; Eurotiales; Aspergillaceae
Product: PaaI family thioesterase
Exons: 2
Coding region: 1-789 (262 amino acids)
Source: RefSeq, a predicted model, not a curated record